Molecule: messenger RNA, 1497 nt
Organism: Aspergillus viridinutans
Lineage: Eukaryota; Fungi; Ascomycota; Eurotiomycetes; Eurotiales; Aspergillaceae
Exons: 1
Coding region: 1-1497 (498 amino acids)
Source: RefSeq, a predicted model, not a curated record
AUGGAGACUGUAGAGAUUCCUUUGAUGUCAAGAGACAAAUCUGAUGGGGAAAUCCAGGAUGCAAGUCGGUCACAGCGAAAAUUCAGCAGACGGGCGCUCCAAGCAUGGAGAUUCACUGUUGCUAGCGGUGCUUUAGCAGGUACAUUGGUUCUGCUGGUUAAUCUGAUCACCCUUGCAGUAAUGUACGGCAGAUUCAGUGUGGUCGACUACACCAUUACAUUCUUUACUGGAAGUUGUCAAACAACACAUAUCGUCACCAUUGUCUCACAUAUUCUAAUCAACGUGCUGAGUACCAUCCUGCUCGCCUCCAGCAACUUCAGCAUGCAAUGUCUGGGUUCGCCUACCAGGAGAGAAGUCGAUUCAGCCCACUCUAAGCAUCGUUGGUUAAGUAUUGGCACUCCAACCGUUCGCAACCUUUUCUUCAUUUCCAAGUCCAAGACCUUAUUAUGGCUGGUUCUGGGCGCUAGCUCAUUUCCUUUGCAUGUGUUUUGGAACUCGACUGUCUUUGAAACAAAGUCUACAAACGACUACCUCGCCGUCACCGUCACAGAGGACUUUUUGCAAGGUUCACAAUGGACCAUCCCAUCGAAGUCUCACAACGUCAAUGAGGCAUACGCAGAUGCUGAUGCUAAAGCUGCCCAUUACCACAAUAUAAUUCAAAGCCUCCAGCAAGAAGCCAUUGCCAGCAAGUCGGGCAACUCUUCAAGUGGACUCGAGUUUCUCGACGUGGAAGAGUGUCUCCGCGCUUAUGACCAGGACAAGGUAUCAGACCGCCAACAUGUCCUUCUAGUCGUCGACAAUGAUGCCGUGGCUCCCCCAAAUUCCUCAGUUCUAGCAAUCUACUACAAUGUUUUCUUCACAACCGGCGCGCCUCUCUUUCUCUGGAUAUGCAAUUCCUCAACAAGUGAUAUUGAUGUGAUGAAUGGGCGCGAAUGGUCUUGCGCAUCCGAUCUUCUCAAGGAUGGUGUCAACAACUGGAUCCCUGGCGGAGCUGGCACAAAUGGCGCAGUCCUUGGUUCUCAGAGAGAUGUGCCGGUUCGCUACUGCUACUCUCAGCGAACACCUGAACAAUGCAAAGCCAACAUUGUCCCUCUCUUCUUGAUCGUCGUGAUCAUCUGCAACGCUAUCAAAAUCGCCUCUUUUCUAUACACCUUACAAAUCACAAAGAAGGACCAACCUCUGUGCACAACUGGCGAUGCGAUUCAAUCCUUUCUCAAACAUCCAGACCCAUACACACAAGGCCGUUGUCUUAUCGCCAAAUAUGAUUAUGAGAAGCUCGGGUCAGAAGAAUGGACGACUCGUGCGCUCAAUGUCGGGGAUCUCUGGGCAGGAGGACGAUGGCGAUGGGGCAAAGCUGUCAAUUGGUGGCAAUGGACGGUUUACAUGCUCUGCGUAUGCAGUGUCAUUAUCUUUGCCGGAUUCUACCUACCACCCUUUAAUAUGCCGAAUUUUAUUACCGUAUCGCAGUCCGCCAUUGCGACACUCGGCCUCGGCUAA